Molecule: messenger RNA, 4100 nt
Organism: Odontomachus brunneus
Lineage: Eukaryota; Metazoa; Arthropoda; Insecta; Hymenoptera; Formicidae
Exons: 6
Coding region: 281-2347 (688 amino acids)
Biological process (GO): lipid metabolic process
Molecular function (GO): lipase activity; protein binding
Source: RefSeq, a predicted model, not a curated record
UCGCGGGGUGCGGUUGGAUCGUCGUGGUGAUCGCGGUAGUGGGUGCCUGCCUGCGUGCGUGCGUGCAUGCGUGGGUGCGUGCAUGCGAGCGUGCGUCGGUACGUUCAUCUGUCCGUCCGUUGGUUCGUUCGUUGAUUCGUUCGUGCGAGUGAUUCAAUAGAAUAGAACAGAAGAGAGACAAAGACGACUCCCUGCCGUCCUCGCGGGGCUAUCUGUGCCUUUCGCGCGGGGGUGGCACCGACGAGAUGCGCGCGUGCCGAUAACGAUAAGGCCGCCAGGGAUGUGCCUAGCGGGGGGCACUCGGGCCCUCCUGCUCUUGGCGCUCGUGCUGUGCCAGCGUGCCGGCCGCGUCGAUGGCAAGAAUGAUAACUAUCAGAUGACCGACAUUUGCAAGAAGUACUUCCUGCGGGAUCUUUACAGGAAGAUCGACGGCGCCGUUCUUACUUCGCAAAAUGAGAGGGACCUCAAUUGCGCCAUUACUUUCCAGACUCACAGCAUCCUACAGCGGUUCAUGCUCCGAUUCGAUCAACUGCAUCUAGACUGCAACGACCAUCUCUACAUCUACGAUGGCGCGCAUGCGGUCGGCAGUUACAAGGCAGACCUAUCCUGCAGGAACACGAAGCAGACCGUGGGCGCGAUUUACACGCGCACCAACUUCGUGACGUUGAGAUACGUCACCGACGCUUGGGGCACCAAAGAGAACGGCUUCCGCCUUGUCAUCACCGCCGUCAAGGAUCCUAAACAUACCUGCAAGGAUUUCCGGUGCACUCAGAAUGAAUUCUGCAUCGAAACGGAUCUCCUUUGUGACGGCGUGAAUCACUGCGGCGACGGAUCUGACGAGGCCACUUCCACCCUCUGUGCCAACUCUGAGGCAUCGACGAUCCUGGGCAUGCAGACUACUUGGUUCGCCGUCGCCCUUGUUUUUCUGAUACUCAGCGUAGGCUGCCUGGUAACGGCGGCGGUUCUCUGCUUUUUCAAGAAGCAUGUUCUUACCCCGAGGCACCCCCAUAACGCGCACAAUGCUCAGUCUCAUCCCCCAGUCAGCUUCCCAUGGAUUCCAAGCUCGUCGUGGCUCGUCUCGUACGUGUUGAUCUAUCGCCGAGUUUCGCCGGCGACGACAUCCGACGACUGGUCGUCGCAGCGGCCAGUUCCCAUCGGACGCCCAAGCGGAAUCGUUCGCGGUCAUUCCCCCGCACGACACCGCGGUCAAAGUGGAGUCGCUCACGACGCACCCAAGAUGACGACCACCAGGCAGGGUGGUUACGCAGCGCGGAGGAGGACUCUCCUGGCGUUCCUCUUGAUCGCCGUCGGACUCUCCGCGACCGCAAGCGCGCAAACCUACGUGGUGAGCAACACGUUGGACGAUAAGGACUACUUCAUGGGACCCUGUCUGGUCAACACUAAACAAACCUGUCCCGACGAGGAGGUGACGUUCUAUCUCUACACCAAACACAAUCCUGACGUGGGGCAACAGUUGUUAGUGAACGCCACGGGCUCGAAUCUCGCCGAGACCAACUUCGUGGCGACAUUACCCACAAAGAUCAUCAUUCACGGUUACAAUUCUGACAUGCAGUUGAGCUAUUUGGUGGAUAUUAGGAACGAGUAUCUGAAGAGAGGCAGUUACAAUCUAAUCGCGGUGGAUUGGCAUCGUCUGGCAGUCACGCCGUGUUACCCAGUGGCAGUUCACAACAUACCCCACGUGGGUGACUGUCUGGCGCAAAUGGUAGAGCGCCUUAGAGACUACGAAGCGACGGAUAUCCACAUGAUCGGCUUCAGCCUGGGCGCCCAUGUGCCGGCCUUUGCCGCCAACACAUUGCGUCCGUAUCAGUUACCAAGAAUCACCGGCCUCGACCCGGCGAUGCCGCUCUUCGUCACCGUGAACAAGGACGAGAAGCUCGACGCGAGCGACGCCGAGUUCGUCGACGUAUUGCACACGAACGCCUUCAUCCAGGGCAAGAUCGAGCCCAGCGGCCAUAUCGAUUUCUACAUGAACGGCGGGGUCAAUCAGCCCGGCUGCUGGGAGCAACGGAACCCUUUCGGCUGCGACCAUCACAGAGCUGCCUCGUACUUCGCCGAGUCGAUCAACUCGAGGAUCGGCUUCUGGAGCUGGCCCUGUCCCGGUUUCGUGGCUUAUCUUCUGGGUCUCUGCCCGCCCAGAUUCCCCGCGGUGCUCAUGGGCGAAGACGUCAAUAGGAGAUAUCGAGGAUUCCAUCUGGUGAAGACGAAGGCGCAAAGCCCGUACGCGGAGGGGAUGUUCACGAUGGAUCAGAAGGAUCUUUACAUACAAUCGUGGGACGUGAGCGUCAAUGGCUCGUCUCAAGAAAAUGUUACGAGAAGAAGACCGUAAUAGGAGAGAAGAGCAGACCGUAAUAGGAGAGGAGAGCAGAGAGAUAGGAACUCUGUACAGAUUGACGAAACGCGAAGGUGCCGGGAAGGUGCUGGGAACGUGCCGACGCGCGCAGACGACGUUGACGAAAAUGUAAAGGAGUCUUCGUAUUAACGUCGUCGUGCGUCAACGAGAUUCAGACGUCUCAAUAUAUCGAAGUCAGGUUAAUACAGAAAGUCAUAUGACGCGUAGUAAUGCGCUGUCGAUUAGAGUAUCUUCAGAGAUAUCUUAACUUAUCGUGAGGCAGAAAAAUAGUCGAAAGGCACAACGUGCACGUGUGCGUUCUUUAGAUUUGGAACAAUCAGUGCGAUUGAUCUUCGUUAACUCGUAUAUACUCUUAGGAGAUAACGCAUAAUAAUAAUUUACUGCGCCCUCACACAGGCCUUUACAAGUCGUAAUAUCGUUACGAUACAUUACGUUGUGUAAUAUCCCACGGUAAUAUCGCCCAAGUAACGCUUCCGGACAUUUAUUGCCAGAGAACAUUUAUCGCGCGGGUAAAUGGAGAUCGCGCUCUGUGUUACGCAAUGCAUGGUAUUCCAUUGUAUCUCAUUGUCGUCGCAUUAAUUGGCUUCGCGACUAGUCACUGAGCAAAACCAACGAAUGGAAGACCGGCUGCACGACCGAGCGGGGAAUCUCGCGCGUUUCUUCGCCAACUUUGGAGCAUGUUACGUUAUGUUACGGACUCGCGAGUCCGGCGUUGCGCGCAAGCUGAAGGAGGAGGAAGAGGAAAGGUCUACCAUGUCAAGGUCAGACAACUGCCGGGACCUGCUAAUCGAUAUCUCGCCAAACCGGAGAGAAGUGGGGCGGACAUGACUGCGACAUGCUCGCAUACCGGGCAAUUUCUUAUCGAUCCAGUGCGCGAAGCUCUCGCUCGCUCAUACGUCGAUCGAAUAAAAAGUGCUUGACUGUAUCUAUCCAUCUAUCUGUCAGUCUACAUAUCUAUCUAUCCGUCUGUAUGUCUGUCUGUCUGUCUGUCUGUCGAUCGGUCUGCCCGCCUGUCUGUCUGACUGACUUGUCUGUCCGUCUAUCUGUCCAUUUAUCCGUCUAUUUAAACUGUUCCCCUCCCAACGUACUUUCACGGCAACGAUAUUAUUGAGCCUCAAAAUCGCUGAAUUCUACUAGAUUUUCCUCGCUUUCCCUGUGUCCUCCAUUAUUCCGUGAUUAUCCGUCAAUAAUGAGCGGCCGAUAUAUAUACACGUCUGCCUUUGUGGAAAAACUAACACACUGUAUGUGUCGUCGGCAACGUGAUGGCUCUUGCGAAAAUGAGAUUUGGAUGGACAGACACGGUAACACGAUGUACGGUAACGCGAUAUGCCGGUUCGCAGGAUUUUUUGCAAACCUUAUUCGCGCACGACUCUGUCCCUUUGUUCACGUCUAGUACCAGAGAUGCUCGAUAUCAAGGAAAGGACGGGCUCUCGCUGCAGCGAGGCCGGAAGCCUCGCCAACUGAUCCUGUUAGCUUCCUGAGAAUCGAUCUCGGGAGAAUAAGAUCUAUUACCCGUGUACGUCACGGGAGACACUUUCCCGGGGUCAAAGGUAUCGCGCGGCUGGCUUCUCGAUUAUUUUUACCUUCGGCCGCAGCAAAGGUCGAGAGAAACAAACUCGAUCGUGCGCGCGCGUUGGUAGCAAUGUGUGUGAGAAAGAGUAUGUAUUACAGUCAACAUGUUGUAUAUCCAGCGAAAUAAAUAAAAACUCGUGAAAUUCGAUUCAGUGAA